Molecule: messenger RNA, 1125 nt
Organism: Epithele typhae
Lineage: Eukaryota; Fungi; Basidiomycota; Agaricomycetes; Polyporales; Epitheliaceae
Exons: 13
Coding region: 1-1125 (374 amino acids)
Source: RefSeq, a predicted model, not a curated record
AUGAACGCCCCCGACGCCGACGCCACGAACCCACACGCCGACACGUCCCAACCAUCCGUUCACCAGCCCGACCCCGGACGCCGCAGGAUGUCCCUAAUGAUCAGCGAUGUCGUGCCGCAGUCUGUCCACGUCCACAACUACCUCCACCUCGUCGGCGUCGUGAUCCUCUACUUCGACUACCUCCUCACCAUCGACGAAGAAUACUGGCGCAUCUGGCGGCCCCGCAAGACUCUCCGCACUACCUGGCUCUUCUACCUCAACCGAUACCUUCCCCUGGUCGCGGACAUCGCUGUGAACUUCGGCAACUUCUAUGGCUACUGGAACGAGCAUUUCCCGCUAUGCAGCGCGCCAGACGGACAGAACGCCGACCAUGCUGCACAUCGGUAUAGCUGCCGACAGUACGCGUUCUUCCGCCAAGUGCUCCUGAUCGCCAACCAGGUCGUUGUAUGCCUUUGUCUCUUUCUGAGAACCUUCGCGCUUUACGGCCGCAACUGGCACGUCGGAGGCGCCGUCCUCGGCUUUGCAGGAAUUCUGUUUGGGGUGUCAUGUUGGUCUGUGGUGGGCCAACAUGAAGACGUGCAACUGAAAGGGGGGUGCCAUUUGGCGGCAGACCGACUCACAGCUAUCCGAAUUGCUGUCGCAUGGGAAUCGCUGUUCCUGUUCGACCUAAUGCGUCAUGGCCUCCGCCAACCUGCCAAUACCCUAACUUUUUAUUUCGCCGAGCCCCUCCUCCGCGGCUGCCUCUCCACCGCCGCAUCCAGCAUCUCCGUCACGAUGAUGUCCCGCCUCAUGCUCAACCUCCAAGCCUCCGCGUCCCCGCAUCCGUCCGCGAUGACCGCGACGAGCUCCGGGGGUCCGCCCACGCCCGGCCGGCCCAGCGCCGACACCGCGCUCAUCUUCUCCACCCGCCUCUCUUCUCGCUCGCGCACACCGGGACCGGGCUGGGACGAUGAUGGGGCUGGGCACGAGAACCGGGACGGGACCGGGGACGACGACGACGACGUACGGGCGCGGAACGAUGGCUGCAGGCAGCUUCGCAACGAGGUCGCCGGGUCGGAGUCGGACAUCGAGGUGGAAGCGCGGCGUCCGGCGCCCGGGAAGCGCAUAGCGGAGGAUUGGGGAUGA